This is a messenger RNA of Rotaria sordida, 2632 nucleotides long. The record is from the annotation of a GenBank genome assembly. NCBI's taxonomy places the organism in Eukaryota, Metazoa, Rotifera, Eurotatoria, Philodinida, Philodinidae.
UGAAGCAGCAGGAAUAGAUCCUUCGACACUUAUUGCUGUUGUAGAAUUAUUAGAAUUGCUCAUGAUUGAAGUCAGUAAUAAUGGAAUCUUAUUGUUAGUUGGAAGCACUACAAACUAAAAUUUCUUUUAAAAUUUAGUUCAAAUUUUAAUUCGAAUGAAUAAUAAGAAGAGAGAAAUAAUGACACAUAGAGAAUGAUGAGAGAAGUGAAUGAAUGUAUAACGAAGAAACUCGAUGUACGAAAACAAAAAAAAAAGAAAGAACUAGAACAACACAGGUGCUGUAUGAAUAAUCUAUUUGGAUAAUACUGAAUGAGAAGAGAAGGAACACGAAACAACAAUACAACAGAAAGAAAAAAAGAAAAUAAACACACAGAAGAUAUGUGGAAGACUCACAGCCUAUAACAGUCUACUCAGUCAUGACUCUCGGCUCGAUAGAACUUGACCCAAACUUCGAGUUCAAUCUUAUAAAGUUUGACUCGAAAACUCGAAGUUGGCCGAAACUCUAUUCUCUUUCACAUCUGAUAGUUCUUUCUUAUUUAUUCUUUUUGACUUUGUUUUAUUGAUGGUGAAGUAACUAGAGUAACGUGUAAAAAAAACAUCAGCAUAGUCGAAUAAAGAUGAAACAUGGAGAAAAACUAAAAUAAUAUCUUUCGAAUAUAAUGACAUUUUCUUCACCUAUCGCUGUAGAUUCAGAUUUUUUUACAGAUAGCAUCGUUUUUAAUUUGAAGAAGACAUGUGCUGAUACUAGAUGUUGCAAAAAAUCAAAAAAUAUUCACAUGAUGACGCAGUGUUUGCUUUUUUCUUUUCUCUCUGAAAGGCUGUCGAAAUAGUAUAUAAGUAAUUAUAGCAUGUUAUUCUGUACUUUUUCUUUUUUCUUUUUUCUUUCUUCAUACAUGAUGCAAUAGUAUCAACGUGGCAAAACAUGUGUGUAAAUAUUUAGAAUAUUCAGAUGAAUAAGAGACGAUUAUUGCUCAUUAAACCCAUUUUAUGAGAAAUAAGAAAUAACUCAAUGAUUUUCUUUCAUAAAAUGAUGAAAUAUCUACAUAAUUCUUUUACAAGGAAUUUUAAAUGGUAUUGAUGAAGAGUUCAUGAAUCCGACCGAUGGCAAUAUGAUGAAACACAGAACCAUAGUGACAGCUAUUGAUGAUGUCUUAUGUUAGAUUUCAAUAGUUACAUUAGAGAUGAAGAGAAUGAGGAUUUUCAAUUUUCUUUGAUUCUACUAUUCCUGCUGGCCUAUGUACAAUUUACCAUGCACUAUCGUCCGUUUAAUGAAUUCAAUAACAAUCUUCGCCUGUUGCUUCUGAGUAGCAGAAACAACAAAAAAUAAAAAUGUCAUCACCAAGCGCAUAAAAGAGAAAUAUGUUAGACAACUAAAGCAUGCAAGUAAUACUUUUAGAAUAAUAGUCAAUAAUCAUACCCUAUGUGCAGAUAGCAAUUCAUUUGCAUCAUUAUUAUCAAACACAUCGUUUUCAUAUUAUAUUUCAGUUUCUGUGACACUCGCCCAUCAAGCGGAUUCAAUCCAUUGAGAUUCAACAAUAUGGAGCAUUCAUCGAAUACCAAUUCACUUAGUCCUAAGGCGAAGAUCAAGGAUGAGGUCAAACUGUAUGAUUUUAUUGCAUGAGGAAGUAAAAAGAAUUCUUAAAAAGAACCCAAGUAAGACGAAGAUGAAUAGAAUUUUGUGGAAAAGUGGAAUGAUUAUAGAUAAUCCUUUUCAAGAUUCAUUUAUGUUUUGUGCUUUGAUAGAAUUUUUUCUAAACUCACCCCUAUUCUCAAGAAAUAGAAGUAAAGAGUUGCCGACCAAUCCCUGAAGGGAUCCAUACUCUGGGAAACCGGUUGGACAAAUUUUUCAAAGGUGAAUCACAUAAGAUAUUCCCUCAUGGUCAAUCUGCUAUGUUCAAGUGGUUUUUAGUCAAAAAUAAUGAAGGCGAAAAAAUGAUCCUACCGCCAUUUAUCCUUUGAAAUGCAAAUGUUGUAAACAGAGACAUUAAAAAUGGAUUGAAACACACCUUACUCAACCUUAAGAUCUCAGUUUGACGCAUAUUGGAUUAAAAGAACCGCAUUUCAUUUGUUUGCCUCUCAAUAAAAACCGUGUUCAUUUUGCCCAUUGUUUUUUUUCUGACACAAGAGAUGUUCCCCAUUGAUGCAAAAAUUCUGCUUACGUCACUGGUGACCAAACUUUAGUCUGAUCACUAUGAAUCAGAAAGACUUUUGAACUUUGCUAGUUAAAGCAAAACAUUUUGCUAAUUUUGAUUCAUUCAACACAAUGAAUCUUAUUUGCAUUCUUCUAGACUAUCUUUCAGAAAAGUAAAGUUCGCGAAUAAGAUGUUGAAGAAAUUUUGUGUCUGGAUGUAUCAUAUCUUCAACGAUACCGAUAACCAUUGGAGUUAAUUUUUCUAAUACAAAAUUAUCUCGAGUUAAAUUUGUCAAUGUAGAAUUACAAAAAGCUGAUUUUAUAGGAGCAUCUGUAGAAAAUAUUCAAUUAAUUCGAACAAAUUUAAGUCAAUCAACUAUAACUAAUGAACAAAUAAGUCAAGAUUUAUUUGUUUAUAAUACAAUUUUACCUAAUGGUACUUAUGCUCGAAAUAAAACAUUUAUUAAAAAUGAAGAUAGUAAACAAAGUUUAAAUCAAUAG